This is a messenger RNA of Eremomyces bilateralis CBS 781.70, 474 nucleotides long. RefSeq lists its product as uncharacterized. Lineage: Eukaryota; Fungi; Ascomycota; Dothideomycetes; Eremomycetales; Eremomycetaceae. The transcript has a single exon. Bases 230 to 415 code for a protein of 61 amino acids. The record is from RefSeq and is a predicted model, not a curated record.
CGACGGGGGAAAUGCGCUGCCUGAUUCCUGGUCGAGACGCCGGAAGUAGUAGCCUUGGUCGGUGAACUUCUUCUUGUUCGGGCGUUCGACAUCUGUUAAAGGUUAGCGUUGAACACCGCAUCUCAGGGACGUGGCGUACAAAGCAGGUCGACGUGCGGUUCUGACUUUCGCCGCUUGAUGUGGACAAGUUGAGGGGAAGAAUGAGACAUGAUCACCGUGUUGAUGCGAUAUGGAUAUGGCAAUUACCUAUCAGGCAUUGAGAGAACUAGAACGGCGCAAAGCCAAUGUCAGACUUUCAUUGCGGCGAUGGCGAAUGUUGAAUGGACAAGCGCGCCACGAGCAACCAGAAACCAGGGUUCAGGUUCACGCUUACGCCUUAUUAGGGUAUGGAUAUGAGUACCAUCUCAUAUCUUAACGGCCUUACUUAAUUCCUACUAGGAACCAUCGCUAUGAAAGUGAGACGUGUGAAACGAG